Molecule: messenger RNA, 1267 nt
Organism: Tribolium madens (black flour beetle)
Lineage: Eukaryota; Metazoa; Arthropoda; Insecta; Coleoptera; Tenebrionidae
Exons: 2
Coding region: 1-1224 (407 amino acids)
Source: RefSeq, a predicted model, not a curated record
AUGGCAAACGUCGCGCUUGAAACUGAGAUAAAAUCGUGGCUGUCUCCAGCCUUGAAAAAAGAAAAUGUGACAAAUUUUUCCGUGAAAAUACAGGGAAACUCGGAAAAAGGCGACGGCUACAUGGGCGACAUAGUUUUCAUCGAAGUGAACACACCUGAAAAAAACUACAACCUCGUCCUGAAGUGCAGCAAACGCUCGAAAGCCCUUCGUGAACAAUCCCAGCUGAAAAACGCCUUUUUACACGAAAUUUUCAUGUAUGAAAAAGUCCAGCCGACUUUUCUCCAAUUCCAAAACGACCACAACUGUGAAAAACCCUUCGUUUCGUACCCGAAAUGUUACGGUUCGUUUAUCAGUGAUGACAUGGAAGUGAUAAUUUUGGAGAAUUUGAAGAAAAGUGGCUUUGAAUUGUGGCCGAAAAAGGAGCCUUUGUCGAGGAAAUUGGUCGAUUUGGUGGUCACAGAGUAUGGGAAAUACCACGCYAUUUCAGUGGCKAUGAGGGAAAAACAGCCUGAAAAAUURCAGGAAUUGYCUGAAACCGUUAUCGAUGUUUUCAAGGAGUUUMGMGAYYAMGAAUCYYUGGWYGAWWUGUUCMRAGCACCAAURSAAGARUCSUARAAUUUGCUCAYGGGAGAAYUUGAUGAGAAAAUUCUCCAAAAYUGGAGGAAWUUCCAAAARAYUGUUMGUUUUAUUUUYAAGAAUUUASAKGAKGGMUUUGAGGGARUGAAAGUGAUUURGCAUGGKGAUUGUUGGAKUAAUAAUUUCAUGUACUUGUUUGAAGAUGGUGACCACAAUCGGCCGUUGAAAGUCGCAAUUKURGAUUGGCAAARCGCYAGAUACACAACACCAAUUUUGGAUUUGUCUUAUUUUCURUUUGCUUGCGUUUCAGAGAAGGAUUUAGAAAAUUUGGACGAUYUUUUGYACACUUAUUUUGACUCUUUUACCAGACAUUUGAAGAGUUUAGGGAUUAGUGAACCGGAAUUUUUGUACCCAAAAAGUGAAUUUCUCGAAGAUUGGAAGAGAUUUUGCAAAUUUGGAAUUCUGAUGAGCGCACUUUUGAUGAAAAUUGUCUCGACUGAUAAAGACGAGGUUAUCGAUAUUGGGGAAAAUGCCGACAAAGGGAAAAGUUUUGCUGAUGGUUUCAUGACCGAUAUUAAAGAUAAGGACAAUUUUAAAAAUCGAAUAAAGUCGAUUAUAGAGUUUGUUGUCAAGAAUGAUUUGAUUUAAAAAACAAAAAAACAAAGUAGUAAUAAAAUUUUUGAUAAUAAUU